Eptesicus fuscus (big brown bat) is the source of this 2847-nucleotide messenger RNA. RefSeq names its product carbohydrate sulfotransferase 15 (gene CHST15). Gene Ontology annotation, biological process: hexose biosynthetic process. The transcript has 8 exons. Gene Ontology annotation, molecular function: N-acetylgalactosamine 4-sulfate 6-O-sulfotransferase activity. Bases 581 to 2239 code for a protein of 552 amino acids. NCBI's taxonomy places the organism in Eukaryota, Metazoa, Chordata, Mammalia, Chiroptera, Vespertilionidae. The record is from RefSeq and is a predicted model, not a curated record.
UUUCCUUCCUGCGCCCGCCCGGCCGGCAGGUUGACGCGCCUGGAUGCCGGGCUCGCGGCGCGGGGCUGGGCGCGCUCCCGCGGAGCCGGCGCCGCAGAGGCCCCCGGGCCGCGCUCGGUUGUCGCAGGUGAUCUGACGCUUUAAGGAUUGGCCUGGCCCGGAGAGGAGACUUUCCACAGGAGCACGGGAUGUAGAAGGGGGCCCCGUGGAUGGCAUGCCGGCCCGGCCCCCCGAGAAGACCAUGAUCCCGGCUGACCUCCUGGGCGUUCCCACGUGCUCCAGCGAGGCCUCCCGCACUUCCUCCCGUGCCCGGGGGAGCCCGGGGGGACGGCGGGACUGCGCCCGCGCGUGAGGCCGCGGCUCCAGCAGAGCAUGACCCUGGGCGGCCCCGUCCUCCCGGCUCUCCGCGGAACCCGAGCGCGCCCUGCCCCGAGCCCCGGGGCUGCGGCGCCUGCUGCUCUUCACACCCGGUGCCUUCCGCCCGCCUCCCGUGCCCGCCCGACGCCCUUCCCGCUGCCCGCCCGCCGCGUGCCCCCGGCUCCUCGCCCAUGGCUGGGGCCGGCCGGCCGCGGGCGCGACCAUGAGGCACUGCAUUGACUGCGGCGUCCAGUUGUCGCCCGACGACACGCACCAGCCGCGGCUUGGCGGCCGGGCAGGCGCCCCCCACGGUCCCCCGGAGGGCCCCGGCGCCACGUCCCGCGUGGACGGGAAGCAGAUGAACUUGCUGGCCGUGCUGGAGGGGCGGCCGGACGGGAGCGAGGGCUGGGGCGGGUGCUGGCGCCUCGGGAGGGGGCGGCGCUGCAGCCUGGCCUUCGGGCUGGUGAUCAUGACCUUGGUGAUGGCCUCGUACGUGCUCUCGGGGGCCCGCCAGGAGCUCCUGCUCGCCUCGCCCUUCCGCUACGGAGCCGGCCCCGGCAGCCCCAGCCCGCCGGGCGGCGAGAGCCCGGGCCACGCCAAGGAGCAGCCUCCCCCGCCGCCUGCCGGCAACCUCUCGGCGGCGAAGGACGCCCCGGGCCUGAGGCUGGUCAUCGACAGCAUCGCGGCCAGGAUCGCGUUCACGGCCAGGCAGCUCCCGGGCACAGACAUCCUCAGGAGGCAGGAGCCGCACAUGUUCGCCGUCAUCCCCAGGAAGUUUCUCCCGAGCAGCAGGAGCCCGUGCUGGUACGAGGAGUUCGCGGGGCACAACACCUCGGACCCCUACCUGACCAACUCCUACGCGCUCUACUCCAAGCGCUUCCGCGCCACCUUCGACGCGCUGCGCAAGGCCUUCUGGGGCCACCUGGCCCACGUGGCCGGGCGCCACUACCGCCUGCGCUGCCUGCCGCGCUUCUACAUCAUCGGGCAGCCCAAGUGCGGCACCACCGACCUGUACGACCGCCUGCGGCUGCACCCCGAGGUCAAGUUCUCCGCCAUCAAGGAGCCGCACUGGUGGACGCGCAAGCGGUUCGGCAUCGUGCGCCUGAGGGACGGGCUGCGGGACCGCUACCCCGUGGAGGACUACCUGGACCUCUUCGACCUGGCGGCGCACCAGAUCCACCGCGGCCUGCAGGCGGGCGAGCCGGGCCCGAGGAGCAGGAUCGUCACAGGGGAGGCCAGCGCGUCCACCAUGUGGGAUAACAACGCCUGGACCUUCUUCUACGACAACAGCACGGACGGCGAGCCGCCCUUCCUGACGCAGGACUUCAUCCGCGCCGUCCAGCCGGACGCCCGGCUCAUCGUCAUGCUCAGGGACCCCGUGGAGAGGCUGUACUCGGACUACCUGUACUUCGCGAGCUCCAACAAGUCGGCCGAGGACUUCCACGAGAAGGUGACGGAGGCGCUGCAGCUGUUCGAGGCCUGCCUGCUGGACUCCUCGCUGCGCGCCUGCGUCUACAACAACAGCCUCAACAACGCCAUGCCGGUGCGGCUGCAGGUGGGGCUGUACGCUGUGUACCUGCUGGACUGGCUCGCCGUGUUCGACAGAGAGCAGCUCCUCGUCCUGCGCCUGGAGGACCACGCGUCCGACGUCAAGUCCACCAUGCGGAGGGUCUGCCAGUUCCUCAGCCUCGGGCCGCUGAGCGAGAAGCAGGAGGCCCUGAUGACCAGGAGCCCCGCCUCCAACGCCCGGCGCCCCGAGGACCGCAGCCUGGGGCCCAUGUGGCCGCUCACCCAGCGGCUCCUGCGGGACUUCUACGGGCCCUUCAACGCCCGGCUGGCGCAGGUCCUGGCCGACGAGGCGUUCGCCUGGAGGAAGACGUGAGGCCGGGCGCGCCGGGCGCAGGCGCAGCGUCACGGUGAUCGCAGACGUCUCCCAGCACGGGAGCCGGGACUCAGCGUGAGGAGCCCCCACCCCGAGGCUCCUGCCCCGGGCACUGGUCUGUGGGACCUUCCAGAGUCCUCUGCGAUGUCACAGCCGGCCGUCGGCCCCUCACGAGGCUCCUCCCCCUGAGGCCACCGGAGGCCCCCCUGGUGGCCUGCAGUCCCCCUCGAGGCCAGGGUCUGCCUGGAGGUCACGCUGGAGGUCAGAGUGCAGGUCACGCUGGAGGUCACCCCACGGGGCCUGCCAGGACCCACAGGUCUCAUUGGCUCUGACGCGCUCUGUGGGCCGCUGACUCCCCUGGGGCUGGGGACGCUUUGUCUUGUCCCUUUUACUCCGAAGUCAGCCCCCCCCCCCCCUUCAGACACAAACCCGCUGGGUGUGGGGGGGCUCCUCCCGUGGCCUCAGUGCUCACUCUCAGGUGGAGAGCCCACGGCCGCUCUCCCCUCGGCAGGGUUUGCUCAGAGCGUGUUCCGUGUGUACCUGCAGCAGAACCCGGUCGGGAUGGAGGGGAGACCGGCUGUGGCUGAGCAGUGUCGGGGGCCGCACAC